This is a messenger RNA of Anopheles cruzii, 604 nucleotides long. RefSeq names its product 28S ribosomal protein S18c, mitochondrial (gene mRpS18C). Gene Ontology annotation, biological process: mitochondrial translation. The record is from RefSeq and is a predicted model, not a curated record. Gene Ontology annotation, molecular function: small ribosomal subunit rRNA binding; structural constituent of ribosome. The coding region runs from base 85 to 528 and encodes 147 amino acids. The transcript is spliced from 2 exons. Lineage: Eukaryota; Metazoa; Arthropoda; Insecta; Diptera; Culicidae. Gene Ontology annotation, cellular component: ribosome; mitochondrial small ribosomal subunit.
GUGUCAGUGAUUGCUCGUAGAAAGUAAACAAAACACAUUGCAAGUGAAAGAAGCACGUGAAAAAUAGCAAAAAUCUCUUUCGGAAUGAUAUCACGUCUUUCAAUAAAGGCCACGAGUGGCAUGUGGAGUUACAUAAACCGCACGGUCUGCGUUCGGCCGGCACAAAUCGGAGGGGCAUUGACGAGGAGCCGGAAACAACACACAGACCGGUCCGGUAGCGAUGCCCCCGUUGAGCUGGAAGCAAACCCGUUCGCUAAAGAGCAACCAAAGUGCAUCCUCUGCAAACAUGGCAUUAGUCCGGACUACAAGAACGUCCAGUUACUGUCGCAGUUUCAGAGCCCGUACACUGGUCGCGUGUACGGGCGUCACAUAACCGGCCUGUGCAAGCAACGGCACGAACAGGUGGAGAAGGAGAUUAUCAAAUCACAGAACGCUGGCCUCAUUCCCACCUAUCACAAGGCGGUCGAAUUCCUGAGCGAUCCGAAGCUGUUUGAUCCGGAGAAGGCAGUACGUCCUCAUAAAUAUUGAAAACCGAGCACGCCUUGCAUGUAGAUUCUUAUUUUGUUUCGGUCAAUGGUCAAUAAAACUGCGCGCCCAUUAGAAU